Molecule: messenger RNA, 1152 nt
Organism: Hibiscus syriacus
Lineage: Eukaryota; Viridiplantae; Streptophyta; Magnoliopsida; Malvales; Malvaceae
Product: polyamine-modulated factor 1-binding protein 1-like
Exons: 1
Coding region: 1-1152 (383 amino acids)
Source: RefSeq, a predicted model, not a curated record
AUGGCCAAAAAGAAAUCUAAACAAAAAUACCAAGGCUCCAACCAACAAAACCCACCUCCAAAACCAAAAGUUUCAACUUUGACAAGAAAUGAGGAAACCGAGAGGAAAUUUGCUGAAGAAACUGUUACUCUGAAAGAUGAACCGGAGAAGGUCAAAUGUUUAACUGAGAAGAAGAACGACUUGCUGGAGAAAAACAUUGAAGAUAUGGUCCAAGAUGUUGGGACUUUGAGAAGCAAGAUUGAAACGAAUAAGAAGGAACUAAAGGAUAUGCAUAAGAAGAUUCUGGACAUUCUUGCAGAAAAAGUUACCGGUGAAAAUGAAAAUUCUGAUCUACAAGAAGAUGUGAGUGAUCUAUGGACUGCUGUGAACAUGCUGAUAGAUAGGUUGCAUAAUUCCCUUUUGGAGGAGAAGGGUAGUUUUAAUGAUUUGAGAGCUAAAAUGGAAUCAACCACCAUUAGUCACGGGAAGGUAUUGGCAUUGCUGAGCAACACUGCCUCACUGUUAUGCCAAUCUCCUAUUGCCGAAAAGAAGCCUGAAGAAGAAACCGAACCAAUUUCAACCGAAUUGGAGGCACUCAAACAAGCAUUCAAGAAAAAACAUACAUUGAUUCAAGAUUUGAAGCAGAAAGUUGAGGUUAUGGAGGAAAAUAUUGAUGAAUCCCAAAAGGAAAAUAGUUUGAGGAAAGAGAUGAUAACGGUAAUUGAGGAAAAUGAGAGGAAACUUGCUGAAGAAAUGGUCAAGUUAUUGGAGGAAAGGGAAUCAGCUAGAAUAGUGAUGGAAAUGAACAAGAAGGAACUAAAGGAUAUGAAGAAGAAGAUUCUGAACUUUCUUGAGGAGUUUCUUGGAGAUAAAGGUACUGGAGAAAGUGAAAAUUCUGAGAAACAAGAUGUGAGUGUUCUGUGGAUUGUUGUGAACAGGCUGAUAGAUAGGUUGCAGAUUUCCCUUUUGGAGGCGAGGAACAAGAAAAUCCAACAAGCAUUUGAGAAUGAAGAGACAGUGACUCAAGGUUUGAAGCUGAAAGCUGAGGCUAUGGAGAAAACUAUUGUGGAAUCCCAAAAGAAGAAUAGUUUCUGGAAAUCGGUCUCCUUGGCAACAACUAUCAUGGCUGCAGUAACCUUUGCCUAUGCUGCAAAACGAAGAUGGAGGAUUUGA